AUGAAUAUACAAUGUGUUGGUGUUGUUAUUGAUAGGGUAACCCUUUACCCAAAGAAAGAGAAAGAGUUUAUUGAAGAAAUUGUUAAUCAAAUCCACCAAAGAUUAGGUGUACCCUUAAGUGAUACUUUGCCACUCCUUAUCGGGAGGUACCGUCAUAUUGAAGAAAUCACGUCAUGGUUGACAGAUGGUUCCUCCAGUCAUACUGCUGACAUUCUCACAGUUUUAGGCAUGGGUGGGAUUGGGAAAACAUCUUUGGCGAAAUAUGUCUUCGACUUGCACUCUCUUACAUUCCACAAGAGUAGCUUUAUUGAAGGUAUCAAUUCAAGAUGUAGUGAAAGUUAUAAUGGAUUGCUUAAUGUACAAAAGCAACUUUAUGGGGACAUCUCAAAAAAGAACAAGCUACUAGCUCAUGAUCCUCAAGUAUAUACCUACAAGAUUGAGAAAGCAUUAGCCAGUGUGAAGGUGUUUUUAGUUCUUGAUGAUAUUAAUAGUCUCGACCAGUUGGAUGCGUUACUUGGAAACAAAGGUUUUCAUCCGGGUAGCAAAAUCAUAGUAACAACCAAGGACGCUUCAUUGACAGAGAGGUGUGCACUAUUCAAAUCAAGAGUUAAACCCAAGCAUACGAAAUUGAUACUUGAAGGCUUAUCUGAAGAUGCAUCCCUAGACCUUUUAUGUUGUAAUGCGUUCGCUUGUAACAAUCCCAAGGAAGGCUAUGAAGAGGUGUCAAAAAAGGUCUCAAAGUAUUGUCAAGGGCAUCCAUUGGCUCUUGAAGUAUUGGGCAAGACUCUAUACAACCUAGAUGUAGAUGAAUGGGAGGAUUACAUAGAAAGGCUAAAGAAAGUAACUGACCCCUUCAUAAACAAGGUCUUGAAAAUGAGCUUCAAUUCUUUGCCAUCUGAUGAUGAUAAGGAAUUGUUUAAGCAUAUUGCUUGCUUUUUUGUUGGGAAAGAUAGAGAUUAUACUGAAACAAUAUUGAAGACAUGUAACAUCAACACAAGAUCUGGGAUUAGGAUUCUUGUUGAGAGAUGCCUUCUUAGUAUUGGACGGCAUAACGAGUUGAUGAUGCAUCAAUUGAUACAAGAUAUGGGAAGAGAUGAGGUACGUAAAGAAUCAACUCAUAAGCCAUGGGAGCGAAGUCGAAUUUGGAGUCACGAGGAGUCAUAUAAAGUGUUGAAACAAAAAAAGGACAUGGACAAUAUUCUGGGCCUCACCCUUGACAUGAGAGUCCUCGAGAAAGAGAAGUUAGGUGUAUCAUUUGAGCUGCAAACAAAUGUGCUGAGUAAAAUGAAUAAUAUAAUGCUACUGCAACUCAAUUAUGUGGAAAUGAAGGGGAGUUAUAAGAAAUUUCCAGAGGAAUUAAGAUGGUUGUGUCUGCAUGGGUUCCCUUUAAAGUCUAUGCCUAAUUUAGACUUGCCAUUGGAUAACCUAGUAGCUCUCGACAUGUCAUAUAGCAACAUCGAAUCAUUUGGUAUGUGUUGGAGUAACCCACGACAAAAGGUGAUUGGACCGCGUUCAAAAGAAAACACAAUCCUUAGAUCACUGAAGAUUCUUGAUCUGAGUUUCUGUGAACAACUUCAUAAACUCGGUGGGUUUUACAAACUCCCUACACUAGAAAGGUUUAUAGUUGGAAAUUGCAAACGUUUAAUUGAGAUUUGUGAAUCACUUGCGGAAUGUGUUGAACUUGUCCACAUCGAUCUUAGUUACUGCGUCAAGCUAGAAAAGCUUCCAACAGCAAUAGGUAAAUUGAAGAAGGUUAAAACGCUAUUACUAGAUGGUUGCAAUAUCUCUUCCAUUAUUGUGGAGAAAUUACCAAGUGAUUUGAAUCACAGUGUGAUUUCCUUACCGACCUCAUUAGUAAGAUUAUCUCUUGCAAAUAGUAAUUUGACCAACGAAUCCUUUCCGAUGGACAUGAGUUGCCUAUCCAGUUUAAAGUAUUUAUGCUUAGAUAAGAAUCCUAUUGUUUCUAUGCCUAAUUGUGUAAGAAGCCUUCGUUGGCUUGAGGAACUUAGUAUGGUCAACUGUCAAACUCUGAUGUCAAUCGAGCAUCCUCCAUGUACGCUAAAACGGUUGAUGCUUCGGACGUAUCAACCUUCAGCUAUGUCUUUAAUUACAUUUGAUCCAGAGAUGUCUCAAAUCGAUGUAACUAUAAAUUCAUUCCGUGCUUGGUCAUAUGAAGUGCAAGGGAUGGUCAAGAUCCAACCACUAGAAGGUGUCGAGGAAAAGGUAUUGUCUAGUUUGGGGUGGACUAAGUUAUCAGACGUCCUUAAUAAAAGGCAGGUCGUAUCUUAUGAAUCGUGUAGAGGAAUAGAGCAAUCUCAAAUCCAGAUGUAUUAUGAAUUUGGAAUAUUCAGCACAUUUUAUGGAUCGGAUUAUGCGAAGAUGCCAGAUUGUAAUUGGAUUGUGAAUACACCCUUCCGUACAUCAAUACCAUUUACAGUCCCUUCAUCUGGUAAUAAGCAGCUCAGGGGUCUGAAUUUUUGCUACGUGCAGUGGAGGGAAAGGGAUCGAGAACAUGACCAAAAAUUUAUCAACGCUCAUGGAUAUCCUCCACUUGAUCAAUUCUUUCAGUUGCCAUUGAUCGAAAUAAGUAAUAAAACAAAAAAACGCACAUGGAGAUACCAGCAUUGUAGUGGGGGAAUCGAUGUAGAUGGAAAGUGGGUAAUAUUUUUAAGCCACUGGAUGUUUGGGAUGAAUGAAAUGGCACCUGGUGAUCAUAUUCUUAUUUCCAUUUUGAUAAGAAGAGACAUAGCAUAUAAGCAAGGUACAUUGAGAUGUGGGAUGGGGUUAGUGUAUGAAGAUGAUCAAGAUGGAAAGAUGGAGGAAGGAGAAGAUGCAUUGGAAUAUUACAAGUCAUGGAACCACAUCAUUGGUGGCGAUCUUUCCUCUUUUCAAUGGAGAACGUUCGGAGACCACUUCCUAUCUCACCAUGAAUUUAUACGAGACCAGGACCCAAAUUUUCCCCUUAAAUUGAGCGCCAUUAAUGCAGAAAAAACCGUACCUUUUAGAGCUUUCUCCAAGAUGAAAAGUCCCAAGACACUUGGUAAAGGGAAGUUGGCAGGCAACAGUGACCACCAACCCCCAUGGGGUGUGCAAGGGGUUCCACCGAGCCAAGCCCACUCCCCCCAAGGGGCUAGUACUUCCAAGCUUCACAUCUGGGAUGAUGAUGAUGAUGACGACUAUAUGAUGACGGAAAAUGAGGAAAAAGAAAGGAAGAAGAUGAAGAAAUAA
Erigeron canadensis is the source of this 3228-nucleotide messenger RNA. RefSeq names its product disease resistance protein RPV1-like. The coding region runs from base 1 to 3228 and encodes 1075 amino acids. The transcript has 6 exons. The record is from RefSeq and is a predicted model, not a curated record. NCBI's taxonomy places the organism in Eukaryota, Viridiplantae, Streptophyta, Magnoliopsida, Asterales, Asteraceae. Gene Ontology annotation, biological process: defense response. Gene Ontology annotation, molecular function: ADP binding.